AUGCAAGCAGGCCAUACAGCAUUUGUACCCAAGCGCACACGCUCAUCCUUCACUGCAACUACAAAGGGCUUGAGGCUGUUACUGGUUGAGCAGAUGGAGGAUGAUGAUGGAACCGUGCUUGACUGGCAUCCCACAUGGGUCCUGAUCCUCAGCUUCUCUGAAGCCAUCUCAAAAAUGGUCAUGCAGCCGAUAGCCAUCGCUCCGGCUGUAAUGGGUAACGGAGUUUAUUGUAUUAGAAUACGUGCGGAAACCUGA
Messenger RNA from Protopolystoma xenopodis, 255 nucleotides. The record is from the annotation of a GenBank genome assembly. Lineage: Eukaryota; Metazoa; Platyhelminthes; Monogenea; Polystomatidea; Polystomatidae.